Messenger RNA from Neoarius graeffei (lesser salmon catfish), 5177 nucleotides. RefSeq names its product Smith-Magenis syndrome chromosome region, candidate 8b (gene smcr8b). Gene Ontology annotation, molecular function: GTPase activator activity. NCBI's taxonomy places the organism in Eukaryota, Metazoa, Chordata, Actinopteri, Siluriformes, Ariidae. The record is from RefSeq and is a predicted model, not a curated record. The coding region runs from base 371 to 3319 and encodes 982 amino acids. The transcript is spliced from 2 exons. Gene Ontology annotation, cellular component: guanyl-nucleotide exchange factor complex.
UCUGGUCACCGGACGCCUCGCGCUGUUUACUCCUGAAGUCAGCACGUGGAAAUAAAGCACGGAUGUUUACAGACUGGCUGCACUUUAUGGACGAGGUGGCUUCAUGUUGUUUACUUUGAUUUCCGCCGGCUGUCACAUCUAUCUGAUCACGUGCGGAGGUUUUGACUGGUCGCAGUGAGAAGGUACUGGUUGUAGAGGUAAAUGCCGGCCAACUGGACCUACUAGUACGUCUUGUGUUUUCAGUUAUCUUGACACUGCACGCGGGCUGAGUCAUGGGGAUACGUCACUGACCCCCAGCAAAGCACGAGCCAGAAGACUGAACUGAGCAGCUCAUAUUAAGUGGACUAGUAGAGCCUAUAAUAAUAUCAUCAUGAUUGGAUCUCCAGACUUGCUGGCUUUCACGACAGACACCGAUUUCUUAGAACGAUCGACAGACUCGCUCGGACUUCCAGCCGAUCUGUCCGUUCCUCCUUAUCCAUACUCGGAGGACGCCUCGCCAUGGUCAAAGACAUCCAGCGUUGGCUUCAAUAAGGAUUUUAUUCUUAUAUCGGAGUUCUCUGAGCAAGUAGGUCCCCAACCAUUACUAACCAUUCCGGAUGAAACCAAAGCAUGUGGCUCGUUCGAUCUGAACCACUUCUCGCUCAGGAUAAUGUCCGUCGACUAUCAGACCACGUUCGCAGGCCCUGCAAGUUGUGGACAUCCUAAACUGAACUUUGUCGAAGAUUCAAAAGUGGUGCUGGGGGAUUCUAGAGAAGGCGCCUACGCCUACGUGCAUCACUUAACGCUGUACGAUCUGGAGGCGCGGGGGUUCGUCCGGCCGUUCUGCAUGGCCUACGUGUCCUCUGAAGAGGAAAAAAUGAUGCAUUGUUUCCGGCAACUCUCAGCAGAGUUCUCCAAGGCUUCUGAGUGUCUGAAGACUGGAAAUAGGAAGAACUUUGCCAACGAAGUGGAUAAAAAACUUUCAGACUUGGAGUAUACUCGAUUAAUACUGCUGAGGGAGAUAAACCGAGAUAGGCAAAAUAAAUUAAAAGUUGGCGAGAGGAACGUAAUGGAAACAAAGACGAAUACUGGAGCGACAAGGGAAAAGGAAAGAAAAGAUAACGAGGACAAUGACUUGCUGCUGACCACAAAAGAAGAGGAAUUGAAAGAGAAACAGCGAUGUAGAUCGUCAUUUAUGGAAGUUGACAAAAACGACAGUGUGCCAGGGUUUGAUAAAAGGGGAAACGAGCCAGAAUGUGACUUGGUUGUUAUGAGCAAUCGAAAUGAAAAAAGCAGAUCGAGAAAUGAUCGAGUAUUUGAGCAGCCCAAAGAAACGAAGGCAGGUCAUAGUGCAGCAUGUCAGUCAGUCAUGUGGGUGAAUAAAGCAGAGGAGUUGGCUCAUGUGGAAAAAGCCAUCCAGGAACACAGGAGUCUUUUGAAACAAAUCACCUCCUAUCCGAACAGGAAGCUCAGAAACCCAGAGUUCUUGCCAUAUGAGCCAGAUGAUGCCUUUCAUUCUCUGGAUUCAGACUUAGACCCCAACAUACUGUAUUCCCAGAGCCCAGAGUCAGUGGAGGAAUGCAGCGAUUGCUCACAUGCACUUUCACACACUCCGCAACUGGUGAGCUCAAGCAUGUGUCGACAGUUUGACAAGCGUCUGAAGAACCUGGAUGAGCUCUGCGACGAGUACUUCCUGCAGCAGGCGCUGAAGCAGCUCCGCUCCACCGAGAAGAGUUUUCGUGGGAACAAUAGCUACCUCCUCUCACAGCAAAGGACUCAAAACUUGCUCCGUCACCUAAAGUCCACGAACUUCCUAUUUGAAGAUUUUUGCGACCUGGAGGAAGAAACAGGUCAGCAGUUAUCCAGACUACAGUCUCGGUCAGCGCUGCUUUUUCCUAUUUCCCCACUACAGAGUGAACCUGUAAGUCUCGACUCUUACACAUCAUGUGUGGAAAUGGUGCCAAUCAGGCUUGAGCUCCACAGAAAUGGACCCGACUCUGUUCCGACCUCACCGUGUGAUGAUCUGCCUUUGGCACCUAACUUCUCAAAUGAAGACACCUGCAAGAAUGAGGAAGUUUCCAUGCCAAUGAAGGAUAGCAUAAGCAGUGGAGAGAGCAUCGAGGUGCUAGGAACAGAGAAAUCCUUUCGAACUCAAGGCCCUAUUUAUACCACGGAAACCGUUCCACAGAGACCAAAAGCAUUCCCAGCAGCCCCCUUUGAAGGACGAAAAAGGAGAGUGGUCACUCGACGGGAAAAUAGCGAGGACAGCAUUGAGGUGCUUAGCACUACAGAUUCCAUCAUACCAGAUGAUUUGAGGGCCUCAUACCCUACUGCCAUCCAUGAGGAAACCCCAGAGCACGAAGGAGAAGGGAAUGACUGUAUGCACAGCACUGAAGAUGUUUUGAUUCAGUGCAAAGAUAAACGCCAGGAAUGCCCGAGCUCCCCUAGCACCCCUACUAUAGUCAUAAACCCACUAGAUCCACACAUGAGCUUGAACUUGUGUACUUUUGGUGCCCAUUCUCCUCUAAGUGAGCCAGGAUCUCUCCAAGACAGGCCUUUCCUAUUUACACCAGAUGAUUUCUCAGAUUGCACCAGUUACCAAAGCCAUGGCUCCACAGGCUCUACACUGUCUCUUGAUCUCCGUGGGGAAAAAAGUACAGCCGGGAAUCGGAGAAAGCGUGCCAGGUUGGGACGGGCUGCUCUGAAUUUCCUACGCCAGUUUCCGUUCGCCGUGCACGCCGUGUACAGCCUGUUGAGUGGCCGAACAGUGGUGGUGCUGGGCAGCGAGGAAAGAGUGGUUAAACGCUUGGUCACAGCACUGACCAUGUAUACUCCUCAUCUCUCGAGGUCCAGAGGAAACAUCCAGCCCUGGACAUCAAACCCUUUGCACAUUACUGAUCUGCUAACUUGGAAACUCAUCGGCUAUAACAGAUUGGCUUUUCCUUCAUCUCCCAGCAUGCCACCUUGCCUAGUUCACUUUAGCAGGUACCUCAGUGUCCUGGAUGUGGACCAGAAGACCUUACGCAGCCCGGCCUAUAAAGGUUCUCUGAUUUGUCCAUUGGUGGAGGCGAGGAUGCACACCAUGCACGGCACCACCUACUUCCUGUACGUGCAGAGUAUACUCAGUCAGCUUGUAUCUAGAGCGUUCCUGCUCACGUUCUCUCAUGGGCUCCAGCAUCCCAGCACGGAGGCCGGGCCUGAGCAUGUCCUCGGCGAGUUCCAUAAUGAUGAUCUGAAGAUCCUCCACUACCUUUCAGAGCUCAUCACACAACAUGCGACAGGAACCUCACCGACAGUUCUGCGAUUCAGCUACAGUGCUAGCACGGUUUUUAAAACCUGACCGUGAAAACGACACAGCUGCUAAUUUAGCGGGGCUCAAAGGCGUCUUCGCGUUCUGUUACACAGGUGGAAAUCGCAACCCAGCAUUAUCAAAGUUGUUUUAAGUAUAUUUAUUUCUUGAUUUUUGGAUUGAUUAAUCUCAAUAACGCCAUCGACUUUGAAUUAGUUUGAUUCGAUGGGGUCUGUGAACUGAAAAAGUCCCUUACUGCAAAAAGUAACACAACCCAUGCUCUAGUGAUCACCUGACUGUCAAAGUGUUCGUCGUACUGCUUUAAAAUGCACUUGAAUGAAAAACAAAAAAUUAGGACAGUGGUCUUGUGCUUGGAAGGUAUUCUGCCCCACUUUCUCUGUCCGCUGGAGAAAUCCAGUGCGUUCAGUGUAAAUAGCAGGGCACACCGAAAAGGCCAAAAACUAUAAUCCUAAAUCCCCAAAUCCUUGUGAUUAUUUUAUUGAUUGCCAGAACAGACAGACAUGUGCUUGUAGUCUUGGGAAUAGCUCAUAUCGCAGCACCUUUAAUACACAUAUAUAUAUAUAUAAUACUUGACACCUUUAAGAAUUUUUAACCACAUUUUGCGCUGAUAACGCACUGAGAGAAUUCACUGGAUACACAGCAAACCAAUACCACUCAGGGGAAAGGAAGUACUACUAAUUAGUCCUGCUUGAGAUACACGUUUACUAGAAACACCAGUACACCUGUUCCUUCAUCCAAAUAUCCAAGUCACGCAGCAGCAGCGCAACGCACACACUCGCGCUGAUGCACGUCAAGAUCUUCAGUUCAGUUCCAAUACCAAACCAGGCAACGUUUUUCCAAUCCAGUUCUGGUGCUCACCAUCGCCUCGGGUUCUCGUUCUUGGCUCACGGGAGGGGAACCUGGUGCGCUCUUGUAGUAGACUGGUACCAAAAUUCAAAAAAGUGCUUAUUUAACCCUCAUCCUACCAUGCUAUUUUACACCUUAAUCUUACCAUGUGGGGUCCGUUUGGACCCCAAUACUUUUCUUUAAAAUUAAAGCUUAUAAAGACAAAAUCACCAGAUAAGUUUUGUUCAGAACAUCUUGUAUUAAUAACAGCAAUACACUAAAGGGCCCAAGGCAUAAAGAACACACUUAACCUUCAUCCUACCAGCUAAUUUUACAUACACAAACUACCAGGCGGGGUCCGUAUGGACCCCAGGAGGGAAUACCUUGAAAUCAAUGCAGUAAGAACCAAUUCAAUGCAGCAAACAGACAUAACUUUAUUGAAGAACAAAAUCCACUAUGGCUGAAUAUCAAUGAUGUAUUAUAAAUGCAAUAACAUUGCAAUAAUAUUGCAAUAACUAGCAUACAUGUAGCAAAUUAUAGUGCCACAAAAAAAAAAUUGGCAUUAUAUACAUGAUUUUUGCAGCUCAUGCAGCUGUAAAACAUUCUGGAUUACAACUUAGGUCUUUUCUUACAGAAUUUAAAACAAAAAAGUAAUUGUAAAAUAAUUUAGGGGUUUUGUUUUGCAGCCUGUGCUUAUUGCAGCAGUGGGGUCCACACGGACCCCAAGAAGGAAUGCCUUGGUAGUUUCAUUAUGGAACAUAAAAGAAAUAAAAGAAGUUAACUUUCAGUGUGCUAUUCAAUUAUAAAAUGAAAGACAGAUAAACUUUACUCUGGGGUCCGGUUGGACCCCAGUAACAAAUUAAUUAUACCUUCACAAUGCAAAAAGCUGAUCUUCCGGUGCUUUAGUGUUUUAAUUAAGACAUAAAUUCCGACAAAUUCAUAAAACGGUGAGGCAGUAUGUCACAUAUUUUUAAAAUGGCAAACAAACAUAUAGGUGCGGGGUCCAGAUGGACCCCACUUGGUAGGAUGAAGGUUAAGGAGUUAAAGGCAUUUUUGAGACAAA